Pseudonaja textilis is the source of this 1036-nucleotide messenger RNA. It is a transcript of the gene SLC39A2, whose product is annotated as solute carrier family 39 member 2. The record is from RefSeq and is a predicted model, not a curated record. Gene Ontology annotation, biological process: zinc ion transmembrane transport. Gene Ontology annotation, molecular function: zinc ion transmembrane transporter activity. NCBI's taxonomy places the organism in Eukaryota, Metazoa, Chordata, Lepidosauria, Squamata, Elapidae. Gene Ontology annotation, cellular component: plasma membrane.
AUGGAUCAGUUGUUGGCUGUGAAAAUUGGCUGCCUGGCAGGGGUGCUGCUCAUCACUCUUCUUUGUGGCCUCAUCCCAGCCCAGGUCAAGUGGUUCCAUAUCAACAUGGCCAGAGGGAAACAUCGGCGCAUCCUCAGUUUUAUCAGCUGCUUCGCUGCAGGGGUCUUCCUGGGUGCCUGUAUUAUGCACAUGGUGGCUGAUGCCCUGGGAGACAUCGAAACAGAAAUAAGAAAACGACAGCACAUGGAGAGUGCCAGACAUAAAGAAAAUAGCACCUACGUGGACAUUGAUAAUGAUUCAGAGCGGUACCCAUAUGGAGAGCUCGUAAUUUCAUUGGGUUUCUUCCUGGUGUUUUUUAUCGAAAGCGUUGUACUCCACUGUUGCCCCCAAGCUGUUCAUUCGCAUAACAACCAGGAAAAUCAUGAGGAACACAAGGAGCCCCCACCUUCUCACAGUUCCUUCCGGGCAUUUAUACUAUUCCUGUCACUGUCCUUUCAUUCGGUCUUUGAAGGACUUGCCAUUGGUGUGCAAAAGGAGACUACAGACACCAUCCAACUUUGCCUGGCUGUGCUCAUCCACAAAGCCAUCAUGAGCUUCAGCUUGUCUUUGAAGCUAGUGCAGAGUAGCACCAAGCUCCAAUGGAGGAUACUUUACCUGGUGGUCUUUGUUCUGAUGUCUCCAAUUGGUAUCAGCAUAGGCAUCGGUGUGUCUCUUUCCAAUGGGGAUGGAAGCGGUUUGGCUCAAGCUGUCCUUGAAGGGGUGUCAGCAGGAACUUUCCUCUACAUCACAUUCCUGGAAAUUCUUCCUUACGAGUUGGCUUCGCAUGAAAGCCCUUUCACCAAGUUCCUUUUCAUCAGCCUAGGCUUCUCUAUCAUGGCUGUCAUUGCCAUUUGGGCAUGAAACAUUGUUCAUGCCAGGUAACCUGGGAAAUCUGCCUCCCAUCAGCCAUGUUUGAUACAUGGACCCAUUCCUGUUUGUCUUCUCUGGAAUUUUGUGUCUAUCCAUGUUGCAUAUGCUAUUAUACUUGCCUUGAGUG